Messenger RNA from Olea europaea var. sylvestris, 3030 nucleotides. RefSeq names its product myosin-12-like. The coding region runs from base 102 to 2765 and encodes 887 amino acids. Gene Ontology annotation, molecular function: ATP binding; actin filament binding; microfilament motor activity. NCBI's taxonomy places the organism in Eukaryota, Viridiplantae, Streptophyta, Magnoliopsida, Lamiales, Oleaceae. The record is from RefSeq and is a predicted model, not a curated record. Gene Ontology annotation, biological process: actin filament organization; vesicle transport along actin filament. Gene Ontology annotation, cellular component: cytoplasm; myosin complex; actin cytoskeleton. The transcript is spliced from 23 exons.
AUUAGUGGUAAUUGUGGCAGGGUGUUUUAGAGGCCAUAAGGAUAAGCUGUGCUGGAUAUCCAACUAAAAGAUCGUUCGAUGAGUUCAUAGACCGUUUUGGAAUGCUAGCUCCAGAUGUUUUGGAUGGAUCCGAUGAGAAAUCAGCAUGUAUUGCAAUCUGUAACAAAAUGAACUUAAAGGGCUAUCAGAUUGGGAAAACAAAGGUAUUUCUUAGAGCAGGGCAGAUGGCUGAAUUAGAUACUCGAAGAGCUGAGGUUUUGGCUCGUGCUGCAAAGCGUAUUCAGAGGCAAAUCCGGACAUACCUAACCCGAAAAGAGUACAUUAUCCUGCGAAAGGCUACCAUCCAUAUCCAGAAACUAUGGAGAGCACAAAUUGCACGCAAGCUGUAUGAACACAUGAGACAAGAAGCUGCUUCAAUCCGUAUACAGAAACAUGCACGCGCACAUGCAGCAAGAAAGUCUUACACCAAAUCACGGGAAGCAGCAACUGUAAUUCAAACAGGGAUGAGAACAAUGUCAGCCCGAAAUGAGUACAGGUGGAGACGACAAAACAAAGCAGCAACUAUAAUUCAGACUGAAUGGAGAAGAUUCCAUGCUCUUUCUGUGCAUAAUCGGGUGAAAAAGGCAAAUAUUACACUUCAAUGCCUUUGGCGUGCUAGGAUUGCAAGGAAGGAGCUUAGAAAAUUGAGGAUGGCAGCAAGGGAAACAGGAGCACUCAAGGAAGCAAAGGACAAGCUGGAAAAGCGUGUUGAAGAACUUUCAUGGAGACUAGAUUUUGAGAAGCGCUUAAGGAUUGAUACUGAAGAAGCAAAGAGCCAGGAAAUAGCAAAGUUUCAGACUGCUUUAGAAGAAAUGCAAGCAAAACUGGAUGAAGCACAUGCUGCAAUCAUUCAUGAAAAAGAGGCGGCAAAGACAGCCAUUGAACAAGCCCCACCAAUCAUCAAAGAGGUACCUGUAGUGGACGACACAAAGGUGGAACUAUUGACAAAUCAAAAUCAUGAACUUGAGGAAGAGAUAAGAGAACUAAAGAAGCGGGUAGUGGAAUUUGAGCAAAGUUAUUCUGAGGCUGAAAAGGAAAGCAAAACCAGACUUCAAGAAGCAGAAGAAGCACAGAUGAAAGUUUCACAACUUCAGGAGACCAUCGAGAGAUUAGAAAUGAAUGUAUCCAACCUUGAAUCUGAGAAUCAGGUUCUGCGUCAGCAGGCUUUGGCUGCAUCAACUACAGAGGACUCCACUGAGGAAAUGGAAAUACUUAGGAGCAAGAUCAGAGAUUUGGAGUCAGAAAACGAGUUACUUCAAAGUCAAAACAUAGUUGUGGAGCAAAUAGUGGGUCCUGUUCAUCAUAUAUCCCAACUGGACAAGAGUUUCGACAAUGGACAUAAAAACGAUAGCAGUGUUCAAAUAGUGCAAGAGCCUCAAACUACACAGGCAAAGGAACAUAUAACUGAAGAUUCUUUGCCUCCUGUAACAGUCCUCACUAAACAAAGAUCCUUAGCAGAUAGGCAGCAGGAAAACUAUGAUGUACUAAUCAAAUGUCUCCUCGAAGACAAGCAAUUUGACAAGGGCAGACCUGUUGCUGCUUGCAUUGUGUACAAAACACUCGUUCAAUGGAGAUCCUUUGAAGCAGACAAGACACAUAUAUUUGAUAGGGUUGUUCAUGCUAUCCAAUCAUCAAUAGAGAAUCAGGAUGGUGCUAAGGAUCUAGCAUAUUGGCUGUCAACAACGUCUACUCUUUUAUUUCUUCUGCAACGAACAAUCAAAGCAAGCAAUACAUCAAUGGUAGCUUCCAAAAGGAACCGAAGUUCGCCCACCACCUUGUUUGGCAGAAUGGUGCAGGGUUCCCGACAUUUUUCAAUGAACAUGGGAAUUUCUAGUGGAUACAGCGGGAUGGAUGGAAACCUUAACCCAAAAUCAAGGAUAGAAGCUAAAUACCCUGCCUUGCUGUUUAAACAACAUCUAGCUGCCUGUGUUGAGAAAAUAUAUGGAAUGAUCCGUGACAGCUUAAAGAAAGAGAUCAGUCCAUUUCUUAACUUGUGCAUACAAGCACCAAGAGCCGCAAGGAUCAGACCAUUACGAGGGUCGUCUAAAAAUAUACAUUCACAUAUCAUAUUAAAACAACAGGGAUCUAGUAUACACUGGAAAAAUAUUGUCAACAGCUUGGAUCAUGCCAUGGGAAUACUGUCAGAAAAUUAUGUCCCUUCCACUAUUACAAGGAAAAUCUUCAGCCAGGUAUUCUCAUUCAUAAAUGUUCAGCUUUUCAACAGCUUACUGCUCCGUCGUGAAUGCUGCUCAUUUAGCAAUGGAGAGUACGUAAAGGCUGGUUUGCAAGAAAUAGAGCACUGGUGUACAAAAGCUACAGAUCAGUUUGCUGGAUCUUCCUGGGAUGAACUCCAACACAUAAGACAAGCUGUAGCUUUUCUGGUUCUGCACCAGAAAGCUCAAAAGUCAUUGGAUGAGAUCACAAAUGAACUCUGCCCGGUGUUGAGCAUCCCACAAAUAUAUCGAAUAGGAACCAUGUUUUGGGAUGACAAAUAUGGAGCCCAAGGAUUAUCUCCAGAAAUAAUUGCAAAGAUGAAAUCAUUGACCUUAGAAGAUUCAAUUAAUACGCCAAACAACACAUUCUUGCUUGAUGUGGAUUCAAGUAUACCUUUCUCUAUUGAAGAGAUAUCACAGUCCUUUCAAGAUAUCAAUGUGUCUGAUGUGGAUCCUCCUCCCCUUCUUCGUCAGAGAUCAGAUUUCCAUUUCCUGUUGCAGACAACAGAAUGAGAAUAUUUUACUUCUCCAAUUUUGGCUUUAUUUAAAGAAAAAGGUUUAGGUGCAAGUUGUAACCAUUUCUUGAUUGCAGUAGCCAUUUUGUUCCUUUGGGGUGGUGGGAGAGUGAGUGAUUCAGAAUGUAAAUGUUCUUUGUUUAGUUUGAUUUUUAAUUAUUUGUUUCCCACAUUUCAGCAAAGCAAUUGUUUGUAAUCAUAAGUGCUCUUCAGAUUGGGGCUUUAACAAAAUGAUGAUGUACACGCACUUAUCAAAAUUUUCA